AUGUCUAAGAGCCAUGCUAACCGCGAUAGAGCUGACGGCAUCGGCUGGAGUGCCACGACAAGAAAGGGUGUCAGUUCAGCAUUACGAACUGGCAUUGAGUCUUCGUGCAGUCGUGCAGUCACGCAUAAUACACGUUACUAUAACGGAGCCGAGUUGGUACACUAUUCGUCUAUUGACUUGAUUCACCAGUGGAUACCAUGCGGUGCACCGGCGACUGCUGAUCAACCUGGGUCAUUAAAGCACCGCAAACGACUUGGUCACAUAAAAGCCUUGUUCGCAUGUUGGACUUGUCAUGGUUUAGCCAUCCUGCACAGACCACACGAUAACAGCACUGUACGUACUGCCAAACUCAAGUCUUCCUACUCAUGA
This is a messenger RNA of Opisthorchis viverrini, 369 nucleotides long. RefSeq lists its product as hypothetical. The record is from RefSeq and is a predicted model, not a curated record. NCBI's taxonomy places the organism in Eukaryota, Metazoa, Platyhelminthes, Trematoda, Opisthorchiida, Opisthorchiidae. The transcript has 2 exons. The coding region runs from base 1 to 369 and encodes 122 amino acids.